CACUCCCAAUUCUCUCUCUCCCCACUUCUUUCUCUCUCUUCAAUCCUCCCCCUUUUCAUACUCCACACUUCCCCUCUCCUCCACACUUCUGCAACACACGAACUGCGUGUUUUCCAAACAUUUCUCUUGAACAAAUGACAGCAUCUUCCUGCUUCAAUCCCACCAAUUCCACCGGCAUGAUCUCUCAAGUGGUCCAAAUGCUCCAAACCAACUCCAAAAACGAAGCUGAUUCACAGACCAAAAUAGCAGGAGAAGAAGAAGGUUGUUCCAAAACGGUUACUCGAGAGUGUAGAAUAUGUCAAGAAGAAGAUGAUGAACAUGAAUUGGAGUCUCCCUGUGCCUGUAAUGGUACUCUCAAGUUUGCUCAUAGGAAAUGUAUUCAGAAAUGGUGCAAUAAGAAAGGGGAUAUAACCUGUGAGAUUUGCAAUCAGAUUUAUUCACCGGAUUACGCUCUUCCACCAGCUAGAACCAAUCCAGAUGUCAUGACUAUUGAUAUCAGGCAUGCGUGGGGCCCACAAAUCGAUCUCCGGGAUGCUCACUUCUUGGCUUUUGCUUCUGAGAAUCAGUUUCUUGAACCGGAUUAUGAAGAUUACGGUGUAGGAAGUAAUAACAGCAUUGCGUACCUCCGGUUUAUGGCUCUCAUUUUGAUGUUAAUAUUGCUGAUACGCCAAGCUUUGCUGGUCACAAGAGACCUCGGGAUGCUGCCAGAAUCGUCAAAAUUCUUUAACUUUCAGGUUUCGGUUCUUCAACUUGUGGGCUUACUUCUUCCAUGCUACGUGGUGGGCCGUUCAUGGAUAAUGAUUUUAAGGCAAAGAAGAAGGCAGGUUGGAUGAUGAAAAUCAGGAAAGCGGUUAUGUAUAUCCUUUCUGCUUCUUGAUGAGCGGUUUAAUGGCCGUGAAGUUGAGUGCAUUUGCAGCACCUACAACAAUGAAAGCCUCAAAGGCGAGAAAUCUUGAAAUGUAUAGAUGUUUUCAUCCUUUAUGAAUCUAGUUUCAACUGCUUCACUUGAUGCCAUCUUAUGUAAAUUGUGAAUAUUGGUGAGUUCAUUGCCUCAUUCGUCUUUCUUGCA
Molecule: messenger RNA, 1069 nt
Organism: Helianthus annuus (common sunflower)
Lineage: Eukaryota; Viridiplantae; Streptophyta; Magnoliopsida; Asterales; Asteraceae
Exons: 7
Coding region: 135-833 (232 amino acids)
Biological process (GO): protein ubiquitination
Cellular component (GO): membrane
Molecular function (GO): ubiquitin-protein transferase activity; zinc ion binding
Source: RefSeq, a predicted model, not a curated record